AUGGGGACUGAGAUAUUGAGGCCUCAGGAUUGUCUGAUCGAACGGAUCAGAGUCCCUCCGGCGUCGUUUGUGCGCCGGAAGAGUUACUAUGGCAACCCCGUACCUAACCAGAAUUACGUUUCUAACCCUAGACCUAGAAAACAGGUGGUGCGCUCCGACCCGAGGAGGAUCCACGUGCAGCCGGCGGUGGUCUCCAAGAGAUCCAGCUCUGAAGACCUUCGGGGCUUCAAGAUGGAGAAAGUCACGAUCUUGAGGCGCGGCGAGUCGCUGGAUUCGAAGACGAAAGGAAAUAACGGUGGAUUGGUCGUGACCGGGACCGAGAGGUUGGGACCCGACCCAGAUAUGGUGCCGAAGCAGGUGCGGAUCGUGGAUCUGAAGCCUCCGGUGGAGGGAAAGACCGACAUGUACGCCGGAUCGGCGUUCGCGGUGUCGCCGGAGCCCAGUGAGCUCCCGUUGCCGUCGUUUUCGAAGAAGAAGCAGGUAUCGAAGGUCGUCGACGGUGACUCGGCGACUCGAGACCUGCGGCGGUUGCUCCGGUUGGAUUGA
Molecule: messenger RNA, 546 nt
Organism: Prunus armeniaca (apricot)
Lineage: Eukaryota; Viridiplantae; Streptophyta; Magnoliopsida; Rosales; Rosaceae
Source: the annotation of a GenBank genome assembly